AUGUAUAUUAAAACUUUUGUAGUGUUUGAUAUAAACACUGUUGGAUACACAGUUAAGAAACGAGAUAACAUUAAAAUAGUAGAGUUCACAUUAAUGGAAGUUCCAAGGGAGGUAUUUGAAAAAAGUGAUAGCGAGGGUUUCAAACCAUCGAAUACAAUGACUCAAUCGAUCAACCCUCAAGUCACUGUGGACGUUAAAAAAGUUAAAUCCAAUCCUAGAUUGUCAGCCGAUAAUUUAAAGAAUCACCCGAUUUUUAGAGAUGUUAUUAAGGACGUGAACAAAUUCCUUGAAGAUCUUCCGAAGCCCGUGUGUCUGGUGUCUUUACACGGGAAUAGAUUUGAUUUAAAGGUAUUACUAACGGAAUAUAAACGAGCCGACGAAACCUUUCCAAGCGAUGUACUGUGUGUUGAUUCGAAAGCCUUCUUCUCUGUUGAAACAGAUGUGCAACCUGAUCCCAUACCUGAUAAUAAGACCGAGCCAGUGGAAGAGCUGAAUGUUAUGUUUGGCAAAAUGACCACAAAAGGAAAAGACAAAUUAUACAUACAACAAUUAUACAGAUCUCUAUUAAAAAAAGAACCACCGCAAUCACAGACGACUGAGGUCAAAACUGAUAUGCAUCUACGAUGUCUGUUACGGCUCAAGGGUCCAUUUUUGCUUUGGGUUGAUAAGAAUGCGAAACCUAUUUCUGUAAUUAAACCAUUUGGUAAACAUCAAGAUCAGCCGGCCAACUAA
Messenger RNA from Danaus chrysippus (African queen), 732 nucleotides. The record is from the annotation of a GenBank genome assembly. NCBI's taxonomy places the organism in Eukaryota, Metazoa, Arthropoda, Insecta, Lepidoptera, Nymphalidae.